CCCAGUUUUCCAACUCUGAAGUGUUUUCCAAUCAAAACAAAGAAAAGAUUUGUGGAUGUUGAAUAUGCAAGGAGCUGAAGAGAGAGAGCUUGGAAGAGAGGUUUGUCCAGAUUUGAUGGACAGGUCUGUUCCAGAGCAGGAUGUCUCUGAAAUUAAUUCACCAGGGAUAGUAGCAAAGAGAUUACCAGAGGAUGUGAACCAGGAUUCUAUAUUUGAAAAAAAAUAUGCAUGUGAGAGCAUGAAGGAAAACCCUUCUGGAGAGGUUCCUGGACCAUGCCUUUUUCAAGAACGAGGUUUGGGGGAAAUAACUUUUAUCCACAAGGAAGCAUCUCCUGAAACAAUUAGCCAAGAAUAUAAUUUUGAGCAAAGCUUGCUCUUGACCUCUAGCUUUGUUACACAUCUCAGGGUUUCUACAGAAGAGAGCCGACAUCAGUGGGAGACAAGUAGCAUACACACUAAUGAGAUUUCAGACCAAAGUAAAUGCCCAACUCUCUCUACACAGAAAAAGUCUUGGGAAUGUAAUGAAUGUGGAAAAACUUUUACUCAGAGCUCAUCCCUUACCCAACAUCAGAGGACUCAUACUGGAGAGAGACCUUAUGCAUGUGAGGAAUGUGGGAAAGCCUUUAGUCGAAGUUCCUUCCUUAUUCAGCAUCAAAGAAUUCACACCGGAGUAAAACCAUAUGGAUGUGAGCAGUGUGGGAAAACAUUUCGAUGUCGAUCAUUUCUUACUCAGCAUCAGAGAAUCCAUACUGGAGAGAAACCUUAUAAAUGUAAUGAAUGUGGGAAUUCCUUCCGCAAUCAUUCACAUCUCACUGAACAUCAGAGAAUUCACACUGGAGAGAAACCUUACAAAUGUAAUAGAUGUGGGAAGGCAUUCAAUCAGAACACACACCUCAUUCAUCAUCAGAGGAUUCACACUGGUGAGAAACCUUAUUUAUGCAAUGAAUGUGGCUCUUCUUUUCGCAAACACUCAAAUCUCAUACAACAUCAGAGAAUUCACACUGGGGAAAAACCCCAUAAAUGUGAUGAAUGUGGGAAAACUUUCCAAACAAAGGCAAACCUCUCUCAGCAUCAGAGAAUUCAUACUGGAGAGAAACCGUAUAAAUGUAAGGAAUGUGGCAAGGCCUUUUGUCAGAGCCCGUCCCUUAUUAAACACCAGAGAAUUCAUACUGGAGAAAAACCCUAUAAAUGUAAGGAAUGUGGCAAAGCUUUUACUCAGAGUACCCCACUUACUAAGCACCAGAGAAUUCACACAGGGGAGAGACCCUACAAAUGCAGUGAAUGUGGUAAAGCCUUCAUUCAGAGCAUUUGCCUCAUUCGGCAUCAGAGAAGUCACACUGGAGAAAAACCCUAUAAAUGCAGUGAAUGUGGGAAGGGCUUUAAUCAGAAUACCUGCCUCACUCAGCAUAUGAGAAUUCAUACUGGAGAGAAGCCCUAUAAAUGUAAAGAAUGUGGGAAAGCCUUUGCUCAUAGCUCAUCUCUUACUGAACAUCACAGAACUCACACUGGUGAGAAGCUCUAUAAAUGUAGUGAAUGUGAGAAAACUUUCCGCAAGUAUGCACACCUUAGUGAACAUUACAGAAUUCACACUGGUGAGAAGCCUUAUGAAUGCUUUGAAUGUGGAAAAUUCUUCAGACAUAGUUCAGUCCUUUUCAGACAUCAGAAACUUCACAAUGGUGAAUAACCCUGGCAUUCAGGUUAUGGCAGCUUCUCUAGAAAGAGUGACUAGGAAUCUGGCGGGAGGCGGUGGGGCAGGUAGAGUUCCUGGAGGGAAGGAUGAAGGAACACCGAGUAUUAUACUCAGAAGAGUAUUUCCACUUAUGGAGGCGGGAGCUUGGAGAAUGCAGAGCCUACUCCAGCUGGGCGUCUGGGAAGACAGGGUAGAAAGGAAGUUCUUGCUCUUCGCAUAAAUCUUCGCUGCCUGCCACUCCUCCUUCCCCUUGUGACUCUCAUGCCUUGAGGUGCCAUUUGUUAAGUUAGCACUUGCGUUUCCCUUACUGCAGCCCUGCUCCCGCGUCCCACCUUGUGACCUGCGUUCUCUGGCCAGGAGGCUGAGGUGCUUUCCCAGACAUUCAGCGUGAAAGUGCUAGCAGUGCUGAGGUGGUGCUAAGUAGCCUCCUGAUACCUGAGGCUGCUCUGAACAUGCCAUCUGUUAGAAGCGGCCUUGUGAAGGGGAGAUGGAAACAAGGGAAAACAAAGAAUCCUUAUUCGUUCAUUCAUUCAAUAAAUAAAGGGAUAGGUGGCAAGAACUGGGCUGAUGUCUACAGAUAGAAGAAGGCUUUCUCAGGGUAAGGGAGAUCUUUCCUGAUCCUUUCAAGCUGGAAGGCAAUUUGGGGCCAAAAAGGAAGUAGGAGGUCAAGAGAAAUUUAUCUUGAAUGAUGCCAGUUUGUGGGAAGGGAGUCAGAUCUGCUCAGAGGGCCAGGAAGAAGAAGGGCCAACCUUUGUCCCAGAGGAACACUGACUCACCCAGGAGGAAAAUGGUUUGCGCUAGACUGCUGGUGCUGAGGCCCAGAGCAGGAAGCCUGUGUUUGACUGAGCAGGUCACCUACAUAUCCCAGCCUGGACUAAGGUGUACACUUAGUCCAGUUUGCUUGGGCCACUGGUUUGUAGGGUCCAGGGGAGAGAGACCCACCAGGAUUAACUAUGUCCAAACAACGGUUAAUUGACGUUUAGGGAGGAGAAACCAUUAAUGAAGAGAGAAGACAGCCUUUUAGGUUGGCUGGAGUUGGGGCUCUGGACCAGUCCUCAAGAGAGUGUUGGUCAUUGUAUCAGGGAGGCCUAGGUUUCAUGUAAUUAUGUCAUUGGUGGCUUUAAGCAGGUGUGUUAGAUUUCAGAUACUUCUAUUUUUAUUGGGACUAUCUUAUUCUCGGAUAUUUAUCCUUCCCUGCAGGUUAGGAGUAGCUAGGGAGACACUUUCAUGGAAUAAAUUUGGAAAGUGUUCUAGAGAGAACUACCUCUUUUUGAAGUCCUUGAGUAUUGAGAUAGUACAGUUUGCUACCAUGAUGGUAUUUUAUUCUUUUAAGAGAAAGGGCAUGGUUUUUCCUUUAUUUCUUUACUCCCUUUCAUGUUGUUUACUGCUACUCAGAGCUUGAACUCUUGAGAGAUGAGGUGGGGAUUGCCUUUGACUGCUAUUUGUAAUAGUUUCUAUGCCCUGAAGCUUAUAUAAUUUUUAAAAUAAUGACUGUUAAAAAACAAAGUCCGUUGAUUCUGGAAUGGUUGGUUACCUAGAACUCAGCAUUAAUUUUUUUUUUCCCAGAACAGCUAUCUUGUAAGCAUUGGUUUGAACUGUUAAUCACCAUUAAUAGGAAUGUGGCAGAAACAUCACUAUCUUCCUCUGCAGCUGUGAAGGUUAUAUUCUCAAAACCUGCCACAGGGCAAUUCAUAAUUGAGUAAGUUAAUAUCUUAUGGACAAAAAUAACCCUUAAAACUUGAUGUUCAUGAAAAAAUUAUAGUACUCAAAGGAAAUACUGAUGUAUUUGUACUUUCUAAGUGAAAAUAA
Callorhinus ursinus (northern fur seal) is the source of this 3499-nucleotide messenger RNA. The record is from RefSeq and is a predicted model, not a curated record. NCBI's taxonomy places the organism in Eukaryota, Metazoa, Chordata, Mammalia, Carnivora, Otariidae.